Messenger RNA from Aspergillus lentulus, 468 nucleotides. NCBI's taxonomy places the organism in Eukaryota, Fungi, Ascomycota, Eurotiomycetes, Eurotiales, Aspergillaceae. The record is from RefSeq and is a predicted model, not a curated record.
AUGCCACAUCGACAACCAUCGAGUCUCCUACCCUUUCCCUCUUCUCCUACACCCCCCAACCACAUGGAUCAAAUGCAGGACAUGGAGGACUCAUUCAUUUUAGCUGCUGACACGUUUCUGUUGGAACGAUGGCAGGAAGAUUCCCUUCUCUCUCCUGAGGCCCAGCGGGAGCAAAUUUUUACCGAAUUUGUAGCCUCGGCGUCAACGGUCAGCAGGAGCGAGGGCUACUGGAUCGCGUACGCCGGCCGGCAGCGGAACGGUAGCAGGAAUGAGGACCAGUUUUCGGGUGAGGUAGUCUCCCUGAUUGAUCCCACAUUACAUGACUUCGGGGCUGACUGGCACAAAGACUUCCUUGGCAUCCCACAGCUCCUGGAGUUUGGAGGCUCUGCCAACGGUUACAACAAGCGCCUGCAGAAGGCGCUGCAGGAAGUGCUGAGACGAAGAAGAGGAGGACGCCAAGGAGGAUGA